Messenger RNA from Austrofundulus limnaeus, 1860 nucleotides. RefSeq lists its product as uncharacterized. NCBI's taxonomy places the organism in Eukaryota, Metazoa, Chordata, Actinopteri, Cyprinodontiformes, Rivulidae. The record is from RefSeq and is a predicted model, not a curated record.
UUUGUAUUGAAAAAAAUAUUCAACCGUGACACUUUAGUAUCAAACCGAAUCAUGAAUUUUUAGUAUUGCACCCCUACUAAAUAGUAGGAAUGUUGCACAAACAUUUUAGCUAGAAAUAUCAAAUAAUGCAUUUUCGUCUUAUUUUUUCACAGAACUGACUGAUCAAGAACCACAAARUGAUACCACACAUCAAGGACCCUCUGCCAUUCCUGAAGAUGAUGAGGAUAACAUCUUUGCUAACCCUGAAGGCUCUUYAGUUAUGGAGUUGCUGAACCUGCCUCAGCAUGAUGAACACCCAACAGYAUCACACAGCCUUGACGUUUCAUCAGACAUAAAACAGACAAGUACUCCUGAUCAUCUGUCAGAAGAUGAAGUCUUUUUUGAUGAUUUCACAGAUGAGGACAGCGCAAUGUUCAAUGUACAGGAGGAUAUGGGAUUAAGCUCUUGCACAGACACUACAGAUGGACCACUUUACACUGAUGCGCCGAUUUCUGUUGCAGAAAGCCUUGUACUUAUAAUGACAUUUGCAAACAGACACAARUUGACAGGGAAAGCACUUAAUGACUUGAUCACACUUAUUAGCUUACACUGUCCAAAUGACAUCCAAACAGAAUGUCUUCAAAAUCUACAAAAAUUUAAACAAUUUUUCGACAACUCCUCAUCUUCAAAUGUAAUUUUGCACAAAUAUUGCAGUGUGUGUUUAUUAUCAGUUGAAAGCACUGACACAAAAUGUAAAUCUUGUGAAGCAGAUUUGUCAGUGGAAGGCUCUACAUCAUAUUUUAUUGAAGUUUCCAUUGAAGCACAGCUUAAAUCGCUGUUUGCUAAGGAAGGAUUUGAAGAGCAACUAAUGUUUAGAUUUGAAAGAGAGAAAAAAGACCAUMACAGUGUUGAAGACAUUUAUGAUGGUGAGGUUUAUCAAAAACUUUCAACAUGCAAAGGGCCCCUGUGUGACCCAAAAAACAUUUCUUUUACAUGGAACACAGAUGGAAUACCAGUCUUUAAGUCCUCUAAAUUUUCUGUGUGGCCCUUUUAUUGUAUAAUAAAUGAGUUAAGCUUUGUUCAGCGCACAAAACGUGAAAACAUGAUAAUGGCAGGUCUUUGGUUUGGGGAUUCAAAGCCAUCAAUGUUAACAUUCCUUGAACCGCUGAUUAAAACUCUUAACAAAAUAGAACAAGAUGGCAUUACAGUUCAGUUUGCAAAGGCACAGGAACCUUUCAAAUGCAAAGUAUUCACUAUUGCAGGAACAUGUGAUUUGCCUGCAAAAGCAAUGGUACUUAACACUGUCCAAUUUAAUGGCAAGUUUGGAUGUUUAAAAUGUGAACAGCCUGGCCAAACAGUAAAAACAGGAGAGAGAGGCCAUGUCCAUUCAUUUCCAUUCCAGGCAGCAAACCCAAAAGGCUUGCCACGUACCCACAACAGCCUCAUAGAUAAUGCUAAGCUAGCCUAUGAGUCUGACAGUGUUGUACAAGGUGUAAAGGGCCCUACAUAUCUCAGCAGACUAAAAAACUAUAACUUGGUGCUGAGUACUGGCAUAGACUACAUGCACUGUGUUUUAUUGGGGGUCAUGCGGACAUUGAUAUUUCUGUGGUUCUCCACUGAGUUUUCUCGAAGUGCUUUUAGCCUUGUCAAAUCAGUUACAGAGGUGGACAAAAGAAUGAAAGAAAUUCAACCUCCAUUUUUCAUAAGAUUCCCUCGAUCUCUGUCCUCUCACAGAAUGUUCUUUAAAGCAUCUGAGUACCGGUCCAUUUUGUUAUUUUUUGGACCAGUUGUGUUCCGAGGAAUUCUUGCCGACCUUUACUACAACCAUUUCCUGCUGCUUAGUGAGGCCGUCUUUAUUCUGUUGAUGGAGUCCAUCACACC